AUGGCCACCUACAAGCUAGUAUUGAUCAGGUGUGGUGACAGCACGUGGAACCUGGAGAAUCACUUCAGCAGCUGGUACGAUGCCAACCUAAUCCCGGUAGGCCAUGAGGAGGCAAAGCGCAGUGGGCAGGCUCUGCGAGAUGCUAGCUAUGAGUUUGACAUCUGCUUUCCCUCUAGGGAAGAGGGCGAUCAAACCCUCUGGACAGUGCUAGAUGCCAUUGAUCAGAUGCGGCUACCAGUAUUGAGGACUUGGUGCCUCAAGGAGUGGCAUUAUGGGGGUCUGACUGGCCUCAAUAAAGCAGAAACUGCUGCGAAGCAUGGCGAGGCCCAGGUGAAGAUCUGGAGGCGCUCCUAUGAUGUCCCACCACCUCCGAUGGAGCCCAACCAUCUUUUCUACAGCAACAACAGUAAGAAUUGCAGGUAUGCAGACCUCACUGAAGAUCAGCUAUCCUCCGGUGAGAGUCUGAAGGAAAUAGUUCCUCAGAUCAAAGAGGGGAAACGGGUACUGACUGCAGCCCAUGGCAACAGCCUUUGGGGCAUUGUCAAGCAUCUGGAGGGUCUCUCUGAAGAGGCUAUCAUGGAGGUGAACCUGCCGACUGGUAUUCGCAUUGUCUAUGAACUGGAAAAGAACUUGAAUCCCAUCAAGCCCAUGGAAUUCCUGGGGGAUGAAGCUACUGUGCAUAAAGCCAUGGAAGCUGUGGCUGCCCAGGGCAAGGCUAAGAAGUGAAGGCCAGCAGGCAUGCUACUGUCCCUGGGAACACCCUCCCUGGCCAUCCCUUCCUCUGCCCCCUGCACAUGUCACACUGACCACAUCUGUAGGCAUCUUAAGUUGUAGCUGCAGAUGGGGACCAGCGGCUCACAUUUUCAUUUAGCCAUUUGUCUCCUGCACCCACUCCUUUCAUACGAUCUAGUCAGAAUAGCAAUUCUAGGGCACAGGGUCUCAGUCCAAGCUGAGGAAAAGCUCCCCUUGUCCAAGAGAGUUGAAAGGUAGUGACUUGGGUUUUUGCCAGUGUUUUGUUUACUAAGGACUUGUGGGGAGGAACCAUGCUAAACCAUGACCAGUAAGGAGACACAAGAGCGCCUAUCUGCCCCCAGGAGCCAGUUCUCUGCUCUUCUGCAGUCAGACCACUGCCUGGGGGCUCUAGUCAUUCCAGUGGAAGAUGAAUGUAACUUGCACGGUGAUGUGACAAACAACGUUUCUUCCCUGACCCCAGAGGAGCUGGCUCUAGAAGGUUGGGAUCAGUCCUGAAUUUAGUUUAUGUGUUACAUUUACUUUUACCAAAAAAAGAAAGUAUAGUAUAUGUAAAUAAUACAAAACAAUAACCCUUGUGGUGUUUCUUGUGGUGGUUGAAAUAGUCCCACAUGUGGUCAUCAGAAAAUAAGCUAUCCCUCACACCAAGAUGGAAUAAGCUCUGAGGGGUAGGAGUGCCUCCUGCUGUGUGUUUUAGAAUCCUUCACCUGCUUUGUUUCAUGGCAGUAAAAUGCCUGUUCGUCCUAUCCAAGUGUGUCUUUCACUGACUGAUUUCUGAAUCAUGUUCUAGUUGCUUGGCCCUGCCACAAGGGCCCAGUGUUCCUUUAAGCAUAACUGUACUAAAUCCUUUUUCGGCGCAUGCCUGUAAUUCCAGCUACUGGGGAGG
Molecule: messenger RNA, 1636 nt
Organism: Cercocebus atys (sooty mangabey)
Lineage: Eukaryota; Metazoa; Chordata; Mammalia; Primates; Cercopithecidae
Product: phosphoglycerate mutase 1-like
Exons: 1
Coding region: 1-726 (241 amino acids)
Biological process (GO): glycolytic process
Molecular function (GO): intramolecular phosphotransferase activity
Source: RefSeq, a predicted model, not a curated record